Molecule: messenger RNA, 420 nt
Organism: Setaria italica (foxtail millet)
Lineage: Eukaryota; Viridiplantae; Streptophyta; Magnoliopsida; Poales; Poaceae
Product: classical arabinogalactan protein 9-like
Exons: 3
Coding region: 1-420 (139 amino acids)
Source: RefSeq, a predicted model, not a curated record
AUGAACCUUGCGACGACGGCGCCGGAGCUGGUGCUGGUGCUGCGCCCGGGCUCCGGUUGCCCUGUUGCUCGCCUGCCCGACCGCUCCGCCUUGCCUCCUGCUGCGCCACCGCGCGCCGAGCUGCCCCGCGUGCUCCGCCGCCAGCCGCUGUUGCCACCUGCGCUGCGCGCCGCGCCGCCGCCUGCAUCGUUCGCGCCGCUGGCCGCACCACCUCCACUUCCGUCCGCCCCUUGGCUCGGCCUCCGUGCUGGAGUGCCGGCAGACCGCCGGCCAGAGCCACCCCCGUGCGCCGACCGGGAGGAAUCGAGAGGAUUGAAGAAGAAGAAGAUAAGAUCUAACCCCGAGGUUUCACCUUUUCGCAAGAUUUAUUCUCUGAGUCUAAGGUCAUCUUUCUUGCUAGCCCCUGUAGUCUACGGUUAA